CUUCUGCACAAAUAGAACUAUGACAUUCAGAACAUGUCUUCUCUCUUCAUUUUCUUCUACCAUUCAGCAUCCCUCUUCCCCUUCCCACUCUUUUUUCAGUUGGUUUUUCAUUCAAAAGAACAAAAAAAAAAUUCUGGGAAUGAUGAGAGGCCUAUUGGAUGGCCAUUUGGUCUUGGCAUUUUGAAUAUGAGACAUAGAGAUGCAGAAUCAACCCCAGUUGCCCCAGUAGAGCCACACUCACUGCAUGUUCCCUCCACCAGUUUUUCCUCAUUCUCAACCUCCAACCUUGAUACUGAGUCCACAGCAUCUUUCUUUCAAGACAACAGUGUGUCCCUUGGCCAUCUAAUUGGAUUAAGACCGGGUGAGAAGGGACGCUUGUACUUCCCAAACUCACUAAAAUUAGAAGAAAAAAGGGAGAAGAAAACAUUGCCAAAAGGUUCAUGUUCAGAUGCCUCUAAAGCAAAACAAGUGGACAUGGCUCGUGGCAUUUGCAUACCUAUACUGCUUGAAGCCCUGCUCAAGAUUAGUAGAACCAAGAAAAGUUCAAGUAACUAGCACAUGAUGCUGUCACUGUCACACAUCUAAUGUUCGGUGCAAAUCUGUCGGUUCUUUCUAGAUAAAAUUAACAAAUGAUUUUUCCUCAAUUUCAGCCACAUUUUACUUUCACAACUUUAUUUAUUGUAACUUUGUUUUAUUUCAGACUACCAACAUAUAAUCAAAAAGGCCAU
Messenger RNA from Cajanus cajan (pigeon pea), 728 nucleotides. RefSeq lists its product as uncharacterized. NCBI's taxonomy places the organism in Eukaryota, Viridiplantae, Streptophyta, Magnoliopsida, Fabales, Fabaceae. The record is from RefSeq and is a predicted model, not a curated record.